Porites lobata is the source of this 6818-nucleotide messenger RNA. The record is from the annotation of a GenBank genome assembly. NCBI's taxonomy places the organism in Eukaryota, Metazoa, Cnidaria, Anthozoa, Scleractinia, Poritidae.
AUGAAGAAUAUUCCUAUUCUUUUGAUCUUUGCUCUGUUUGGAACAUUGGCCGAAGCGUGGCGCUGGCCUUGGCAGAAGCCGGACAGUAAGUCAUUUCUUUUUCAACGCGCAAUUUAAAAUGUUGGUUUCUCUAGUGUGCUAGUUCAUAUCGAUUAAACCUUUUAGUAUCGUCAUAACGAUAUUGUCCUGGCUUAUACUGCUGCAGGCCAGAUUAAUAACAGUAUGAUCCAGUCAUAGUUUAUAGCUUGCUUCUUUGCGCGCGCGGAGGCUGGAGUAAUCUAAGAUUUCAUCUGAAGGGUUUAUAUCAGAGAGUGGUAAUUUUUGAAAAUUCUCAGUUCUUAUCGAAAACUAACUUGUACAGGCGUGUAGACGUUUCUGCGUUCACUGAAUUGGAGUCUAGGAAUUUGGCCUGGACUUUGGACCGUCUUGAAAAUUCGAAGCCGCAAAAAUAGGUCAAGCAACCUAAAAACUGUAAAUUGUAUUUGGGAAAUCUUGGAAAUCUGCCUGCAACGACCUCUAGUAAAGUCCAAUGGUAAAAGUCAAUGUAAGUUUAUUAGCGAGUAGUGGGCUAGGGUAUUAAAUCCUAUCCAUGAUCCGAUACAAUCCAGCGCCUCGCUGCUCAAACGUGGGUAGUUUAAAUACGCGUUUCAAUAAAAAUUGAUAUUUCUUUAACCUAAAAGUCCGGUUUUUAAAAGAGCCAUUGAGGAAAGCUUUACGCAUUUUUAAUAAUACUCGUCGUACGAUACUAAUCCAACUUUAGGAUGUCAAAAAUUACGAAGCUUUUCCCUGGGGCUGGGUGUCACCUCGGUGCAUGACUAAGCCUUUUUAACCAGACACGUCAGUUCGAAACCCAAAACCAAAUUCAAACUUGAUAGUACUCAACUAUUUCUAGCCUUCCGAUCCCAGGCAUGGCGUUUUUAGGGGAGCUGGGAUUUUGUUCUCUGGGGAGGGUAGCCUGUUCCAGGCUCCGAGAUAGUCGGGUCCGCUAAAUUGAGAAAGCGCCAACACGAAAAUAAAACGGGAGGAAACUGGGGACGAAAUACGAGCUCCCCUGUAAAAGCCUGCGUGGGAGGCUAAACUAUUUCUCGCUUCAAAUAAAAAGACUGCAAACACUCUGAAGAAUACUAAAGGUAAGGACUCUUUAAAUUUUUCAGUUUCUUCCCUGCUAACAUAAGGUCACAAGCUGACAUUGUCUUGAACAAACAAAACAAACUACUAUUGCUGCUUCAUUUGUUUUCCUAAAAAACAAUCCCAAAGCAAAAGGCCUCUCAGAGAACGGCAUUCCAAAAUAUCCAGCUACGUAUUACUUUACCACGGUUGGCUCGAGUCCAGUAAGAUCAACGGAAAUUAUCUUUGUGAGAGAUUUUGCAGCGACUUGGUGAGGAAAAAAAAGCAGUUUGAACUGUAGCACGAUGAAACUUGAGAUCAGCCACGUCCGCAAUAAACUAAUAACCGAAACAAACAUGAUCGUUUUUUUUUUUAUCUAAGUGGUUAGAAGUUGGCGGGUGACAAUUUCUGAUAAAAGAGGGCAAAAGAUCACCAAGAGGAACGUGCUGUUGGAAAUGUACUUAUGGUCGCCUUUUCUUUUCAACGAGAACGGUUUCAUUAUGAUUGGUCAACUCCGCUUUGGAAAUAUUAGGGCAACAAGGGUGGUGUGGUACACUAUGGUUCCUCGUAUUUUCGCGGGCUGACUCGCGGGCUUUCUUUUGCCUCUCCCCACUCUUCACGCGGUUUUCAUUUUUCCGUGUCCCAGUCUCCAGAAGCUCCCAGUAACACGGACGAUACUUCUUUCUCCUUUUUGGCUGAGAAAGCUGUAGGCCUAGAUAACCAAAGAGGGUAGCCUUCCUGGAUGUGAAGAAAUAUUUCAGCUUUGGCUCUGAGUUUACAAACGUCAUCCUGCAGCUAAAAUAAAUGUAUUUGCAUUCGGCGAAGCUAAACGUAGUGGCAGUGACAGAGAAUGUAAAUACUUUCCUAUUGGUAUGAACGCACGUGAGCCGCUAUGGCGUUAAUUGACUCUAUUGUUAUUAGAUAUAUAAGAUUUUGACAGUUGUAAUGUAUUCAUCUCACCUCUCGAGCUAUCAACGUUUAUUUUUAUGUCGAUCUUACUUUAUUCAUCUAUCGAUUGCCUUUAACCCCCAGAGGUUGUGCGACCGCAUCGGUUGGGGAAUACGUUCCCAAUUUUUUCCCAUUGGGUUUUUAGGUUUUCGUAUCAGGCGGCUUACGUGAAUAGUUUAGCCGGAGUGGCUUUAUUUAGGAAUAUUUGUAUACCAUUCUUUAGUUAUGAUGUUGAACUUCGUAUGUUAUUUGGACGGCAUUAAACACUCAGGCUCCACAGUUCGAGCUGCAUACCCAUUCCCGUCUCUUAGUCGUGAAUAUAAAUAGGAAUUGUCAAACUUUGCCCAUUUUAGUCUAUGUAAUGAAUGUGUUAGCGACGUUUAUGAUUUGAACAUUUUGUUUUUUUCUUUGCAGCUCCGGAAUGGUCAAAGUUGUCAGGUACAUUUAUUGAAAAGUUAAACUGCCAUAUCUGGAAGCCACCGACUUUUGCUUAGCGGUUUCGCGGUAUGCCCCUACAUUACGCAUGCGCACAGCCAUGUUGUCUAUGCUGUGUUUAGCUUGUUACAGGCUUUCAUUUAGUAGGGACGAGCAAAAAGACUUAAGGUGAUGUUACAACAUUGUUACAACAUUGUUCCACCAUUUCAACGCUGUGUUGCGCUAAAAAUCGUCGUUGCGAAUCGUCCCAUGUAACAUCACCUUUAAGACCAAGAGCCUGGAACGGGAUAGGCUGUGACAGCCCUAGGUAUUCCCUGGAAAAUGUUUCGUCCUCGUCGUCGAGUUUAUGUUUGCGGGCAUUAAUAUGUUUUAGGCCCGACUCAGGCUCAUUUUAGCCCGAGCCUGUCAAAUUCUCCAUUUUAGCCCACAAAAUGGCCCACAAUGCCUAACGACAAAGUGAUAAUAAUACGUUUUUAUGCUUGAAUGCAGUUUGAAUGAAUGCUUUGGAUAUUUUUUUUCUUUUCAGUGACAUUCGGGCGAUUCAGCGGUCUGCCGAUAACUGUAAACCAAGCCAAGGCUGAAGGCUGGUUAUUGAACAAAGCAUGUGAAGGUAAGAAAUUACGAACAGGCUGUCAGUCAUUUUAUAUAGCAGAUGUUUUCUCGGCUAAGAUCAGCGUUAAGUCGAGUUAAGGGCAAAUAAAAGAGAUCAGUGAGUUAUCCACUUGAGCUCCAAUAUCUAAAUACAAAUUCUCUAAACUGAUAUCCAUACAUUUAAAACUUUUUUAAUAAAAUGACGAAAGCCAAAUCCUUUUGUUUUAUCCGAGAUAAAAAAAUAAACAUUACAUUAAUAAAUAUAAAUUUGAUACAAAGGUAAUGUAACUAAAAAAUAAAUAAUAAUUACAGUAAAAAAUUAAUUAAUUAAAGUUAAAACAUUAUAAUAAUAAUGAAAUCAAUAAGUAGAUAAAUGAUUUAACGGUCGCCCUCUCUGUUUAUUCCUCACGAUGGCAGCAUAGUUUGUGUCUUUUAAAUGUACAAACGUUCACGGGCUCUACGUACCGAUACUGUUUUAGUGUUGAUAAGUUUGAGUGGGAUAAGUUCGAUGUCUUUAAGAUGGUAUCCGGGUUGAUUGAAAUGCUCUGGUACUGCGUGGUCAGUUUUGUUUUCUAUGGCUCUGCGGUGUUCUCCAAAUCUGUCUUUUGAUAUAAAUUGAAGAAAAUUGAAAGUUGAUAAAGGAUCGAAUAAUUUUCCUUUAGGUGGUCAUUUUGUUAAUCUCGAAAUCAUUUAUCUUGAUUUAUGUGUUGAUAUUGAUAGGCGAAAAGUGAGGUUGAUCACUCUUGAACUAGCUUCUCACGUAUUAACCGCGCCGCGCUUAUCUGUGCAAAAUUUGUGAUCGGCGGUGAGAGGCAGAGUCACAUGCAAGUCUCAGAGAUGAAGAAUUUGUCUUGUUGCUUUCAGUUGACUUGUGGUAAAGGGAAACAGGAAUAAAACCAUCAACAAAAUUCCUUUCCGCGUCGUUUGGAUACUGAAAUAUGGUGUAGGGGGCGAACACGAGACUUGGUCACCCAAGGAACUUGUUGUUACUGAUUGGCAAAUCAACCGUGUGUUAUGUCCACGUCGUCUUCUUAUCUCUUUUGAGGGUUUUUCUCCAUAUUUAGGAAAAACGCUUAGUUAUAUCUGCUUUCUGAUGAAACAUUUUGUUAACAGGGUCCAAUUUUUUUGCUGGAAAUCGUUAUGUGCUGAAAGGUGACACUGCCGUGAUGCUCUUGUUCGAUCACAUGGGCAAAAUAGCUGGAAUUCAAAAUGGAGUAAGUUUUCACAUCCUUUCAACCUUUAGUUAUAGUUUCCGAGAGAGGUUAAUGAUGACGAUGAUUCAAUGAGCCGAAACUCUUCCACAUUUUGCAUUUUGACAUUUUGUUCAAUUUUAUUACUCUGUCUCCUUAGAAGAAUAAAUGUAUUUAAUAAUAAUAUGAUCAUUAAGUGUUGGUAAUGGUGAUAAUGGUGAUGUCGAAGAUGAUGUUGAUGAUAAAACAAUGAUGAUCAGGAUGAGGACGAUGAUGAUGACGAUGACGAUGACGAUGACGAUGACGAUGAUGAUGAUGAUGAUGAUGAUGAUGAUAGUGGUGGCUAUGACGAUGGCGACAGUAAAGGACGAUUUUUAUGUUUUUGGAGACAACAAAUUGAUAGAGAAAAACGUCUAAGCUAACACAAUGUGUUCUCGCUGAUGCUUUUUCGAAAGAAUCAGCAAAAAUAAUAGAUCUAGGCUAGAAAAUGGUAUUUUGUCAAAAAUAGAAUAUUUUUAUGUUCUUCAGCUUUUAUAUCCUGUUACUGAUGCGUGCUGAUACAAUAGUGUGCUCUCAUUUUCAGAAUGUCUUGUAUCUAUUUAACUACUUUUUAGAUCCCCAAAUCAGCUGUUGGGGUUUUAAAGGCGCCCUGGAUAUCUGAGGAUGAUAUGUACGUCAUCACCGCCUACUUCACCGAGCCGCGGCUAAUUUGCUCUGGGUCCAGACCCUCCUCUCAAUAUUUGGGCGACCAACUGUUACUGCAGACUGGGCCCCAGUCGUCCAAUACUAUGGCAAUCCCUUUCAAACAGGAAGAUUUAGAGCGAACAGAGUGGGUUCGUGGUGGAUGCUUCCCUGCCAUGGGUGAGUUAAUGACAUAACAGUCACGAAGUCACGAUUCGUUUCAUGACCUGCAUGAAUGUGUGAAAAGACCCCGCUUGUCCCGUCCCUCAUAAUUGACCCCUAGGCUGUUCACAGCUCUCUGUUCUCUUCUUCUUUCCCCUUCUUUUCUUUCUUUCUUUCUCUUUCUUUUCUUUUGCGAAAUGUUGCGAACGUCAAAACGGAGUGCGAGCGGUUAGGAGGUGAAAACGUGAUAAUUAGAGGGACUCUGUGCUUCUUUGGAAAAAACAAAUAACUUUGCCGUUGGCUUAAUGACGAUUAACUGUCACUACCCUGACUUUAGGGCCCAUCAUAAAGGCUCCAGGUCACAUUUUGGGAUUUGCAAAACGUGGGAGAGGUUUUUUAUAAUGUCACGUGAGCCUGGUCUCUAGACGUUCCCUCUUGCCCCAUUGUCCGCACAAAGACUGGGAAAGGGUGAGCUCGUUCUUAUCAGUGACGGCACUGCGGAAAAGUAGAUCCCAGUUCUAACCGAGCUGGAACACCUACGGACUAGGCUGAUGUCUAGGCUGCGAGCAAGCUCUCCCGGGGGUAUGAGGGUGGGGGAGGGAAUAGGGAAAGGAAAAUGCUAGGAGGUUGUUAAUUUCCAUUCGGUGUCGUAUUUCCAGUAAGAUCUGAUUGUUCAGAUUGUGACAGCUAAACACCCGUUCUGGGGGCGGAAUUCUAGCUUGUGGGACGCGAGUGCUGGCUCUCCUUACCCUCUUCCUUUCCCCCACCCCCUACCCCUGGGAGAGCUUGCUCGCAGGCUAGCUAAUGUCACGUAAAUGUGACUUACACCUUUAGCACAGAGCGGUGGAUAGAGAAGAGUUUAGAAAAACUGCCAAACAUAUCAUCCCUCAAGUGUGAACAAGAAAGAGGCUGUAGGCCACAUACUUUGAUUUAACCUUGCACCCCUAAGAAAAAAACAAGCGCUCCCUUGAAACCUGGGGAAACUUAGAGUUGCAGAAGCGUUUGUUUGUUAGUUGACGCAUUGAGCUGGUUUAGCCUAAAGACUACUGAGUUAAGCCUUGUACUAACACGAUUUUAUCCAGUCAUUUAAUCCAUUUGUUUUAUUUAGGCCGUCAUUACUGGUACAACAUCUCCGCCAACAUGGACUGCGAUGACUUUUAUCCGAUGUUUCUUCUGUACAACAGAGAUCGCUUGACUGGAUUUGGAUGGGUUGCCCAGGGCAACGCUGACAGUUCAAGAUACGAACACCCUCCCCCCAACAGGCUCAAGGUAAGUCAAGUCCAAAAAAGAAACUCGAUUCAGUUAUACACUUAUGAAUUUUUAACUCCUUGUACAUUGUGACGCUACUGCUCAUGGGUUGCCAGGAAUUCUUAAUUUGCAGUUGGUUUGUAUGCGUAUGGGUCCACCGUCUAUUCAGAGCACAGUGAACCCAACCUCUUUAGUCUAAAAUGCCAUCCUUCUCCUCUUCCUAAACACGGAGGGGGUGGGGGGGGGGGAGGCCUCUGGCUUUCUGCAUAUUCGGUUAACGGGUUUCUUUUUACGUCCCACUGGUUAGUGAUUUUUUUUUAUUCCCACUUAAUUCCUUUGCAGUAUGGCUUCUUCCAGGCAGGAACCAUGCCCAAAUGUAUCCCUAAGAUCAAGUCUCUGACAACCCAGCACGUUUAUCUGGACAAGCGACCAUAUCUAAACCUCUGCUUUAUCUAG